AGCUGUCCUUUCCAAUGAGAACACGUGUUUCUGUGUCGUCAUCAUAUAUAAUGUGUUUCUGCCGCAGAUUCUUUCUUUGUGAUAAUGUCGGCUGAAUAUGACAAUAGAGACAAUGGCCCAGAGGGCAUGGAGCCAGAUGGCGUCAUUGAGAGCAAUUGGAACCAGAUUGUGGACAGUUUUGAUGAGAUGAACCUCUGUGAGUCUCUUCUAAGAGGAAUCUACGCCUAUGGUUUUGAAAAGCCAUCCGCCAUCCAGCAGAGAGCCAUUAUCCCUUGUAUCAAGGGUUAUGAUGUGAUUGCUCAGGCCCAGUCUGGCACUGGGAAGACUGCCACCUUUGCCAUUUCAAUCCUACAACAAGUUGAUGUGGAACAAAAGGCCACUCAAGCUCUGGUUCUAGCGCCCACUAGGGAGCUGGCUCAGCAGAUCCAGAAGGUGGUGUUGGCCCUCGGAGAUUACAAGGGAGCAAGUUGCUAUGCCUGUAUUGGAGGAACUAGUAUCCGUGCUGAAGUCCAGAAGCUUCUAGCAGAAGUUCCUAUUAUUGUGGUGGGAACCCCUGGCCGCGUCUUUGACAUGAUAACUCGCAAUCUGCUUUGUACAAAGAAUAUCAAAAUGUUUGUACUUGACGAAGCCGAUGAGAUGCUCAGUCGAGGGUUCAAGGACCAGAUCUAUGACAUCUUCCAGAAACUUUCGAGCAGCACACAGGUUGUACUCUUGUCAGCCACUAUGCCAACUGAUGUCUUGGAGGUCACAAAGAAGUUCAUGCGGGAACCUGUCCGAAUCUUGGUGAAGAAAGAGGAGCUAACCCUGGAGGGUAUCCGACAGUUCUACAUUAAUGUUGAGAAAGAGGAGUGGAAGCUAGACACACUCUGUGAUCUGUAUGAAACCCUGACGAUCACACAAGCUGUCAUCUUCAUCAAUACCAGGAGGAAAGUGGACUGGCUCACUGAAAAGAUGCAUGCCAGAGACUUUACAGUCUCUGCUCUGCAUGGUGACAUGGACCAAAAGGAAAGAGACUUGAUCAUGAGGGAAUUUCGCUCGGGCUCCAGUCGUGUUCUUAUCACAACUGAUUUGCUGGCCAGAGGCAUUGAUGUGCAACAAGUUUCCCUAGUCAUAAACUAUGAUUUGCCCACGAACAGGGAGAACUACAUCCACAGAAUUGGUCGAGGAGGUCGAUUUGGCAGGAAAGGAGUGGCCAUCAACAUGGUGACUGAAGAUGACAAGCGAACCCUGAGGGAUAUUGAGACAUUCUACAACACCACUGUUGAGGAGAUGCCCAUGAAUGUGGCGGAUCUUAUCUAAAAAUAAAUAAAUAAAAUGAUGCAUGCCCCACCACCCCUCUCACGUUAAAGGUCAAACCUAUUUUACAAUGUGAUUUGAUUCCCAACAAUGUCACUUCUUCAGGAAGUGGUACUGCUUGACCAUAAAUACUUGGACUUAGGUUAUUUAAAGCAGUUUCCAUGAUAUAUUGGUAUUGAAAGCAAAUAUGAGCUAAAAGUGCAUACUUAAGUUAGUUUGCAUUAAAAUUGGUUUAAAUAUGUCGGAAUUUUACCAAUCUGCCAGCGGUCCACUGCUAUUGGGACCAAAAUGAAGUUGAAUUGGUUAUUGUUGUGUGGCCAUGUAUUUUGAGUACUUUAAGUUGUUGGCUAUAAACUGUCAGUGUAAUGUCUAAAGAGCUUCAUUUGCCAGUAAAUUAAGCCAUUAUUACCCUAAAAACCAAAGCAAACAGUGUAGCUAAACGAUCACUUUCUUACCAGAAAACUUACUAUUAAAUUUGGGCUUAUCAGAAUGCUUGCCCCCCCAAUUGGGAAAAACCAUUUUGUUACAGUUUCUCUAACCCCCCAUUAGUGUGACAGUUGGGCAGAUGAACAGAUCACUUCCUGUCUCUCUAUAGGUUCUAGACUUCAUUGAUGGUAUAGUAUUUGUGAUGGUGUUGUACAUGUCAGUUUGUGGUCUUAAUGAUCACAUCUGGACACGAGGAGCCACAUCUAAAUUAUUCCUAAGUUUGCCCAACUUUUUGAAUGCUCUGAAAUUAAAUUUGAAACACUUGAAAUUCAUAACUUGCUUUGAAGUCCAAUAUACUGUGAAUGAUUUGUUAGAAUAUUGUUGCUGUCCAAAUGGCUAUGGGCAUGAUUUUAAAUUCCACCUUUGAUUGCCAACUGCACUCGGAGAAGGAAGAGUGCGCUCUGAUUAGGAUGAUUUGGUGUCGACUUCUGCUUACCUUAACUAAAGACCUUAACAUUUUCCCCUUUGCACCUUUUUGUCCCUUCUAGGUGUGUGUGUGUGUGUGUGUGUGUGUGUGUGUGUGUGUGUGUGUGUGUGUGUGUGUGUGUGUGUGUGUGUGUGUGUGUGUGUGUGUGUGUGUGUGUGUGUGUGUGUGUGUGUGUGUGUUGCAUACCAUUUACAGUCUUGGCAAAAAUGAUCUUUGUGGGCCAGUUGAGCCAAAAAGAACAGGCUCAGCCCGUGUUUACCGUUGACAAAAUUAACUCCAACCUUAUGUGUUGUGGAUAACUUAAUAUGUCAGUUUUGUUAAUGCUGGUUUAAGUGACAAAUACUCAGAGAAACUAGAAGGGAUAAAAACUUUGCAUUUUCACUCCUCAAGCCUGAUUUAGCAUUGUUAUAUUUUUAUCUUACAAAAGGGGAAAAUGUGCCUGAAGUGAGUUACAUGUCUGCAGGAGUGCAAAACUUUGUCAACACUUUUAAUAAGUAUUAAAAAAAAAAAUUUUUUUUUUGUCCCCCCCACAUUAUUUGCUUUGUUGAACGUUGCUAACUUGAUGUCUAACUGUUUAAAGAAUGUUCUGUAUGCAAGGUGGCUGUGAUUGGUUCUGGUUAUUGCAGAGUGAAAACUUGUGUAAUGGGCACAGGAUUUAACCAGAACAGUGGU
Thalassophryne amazonica is the source of this 2881-nucleotide messenger RNA. RefSeq names its product eukaryotic initiation factor 4A-I. Gene Ontology annotation, biological process: cytoplasmic translational initiation. Gene Ontology annotation, cellular component: cytoplasmic stress granule. Gene Ontology annotation, molecular function: translation initiation factor activity; RNA helicase activity; ATP binding. The record is from RefSeq and is a predicted model, not a curated record. NCBI's taxonomy places the organism in Eukaryota, Metazoa, Chordata, Actinopteri, Batrachoidiformes, Batrachoididae. The transcript has 11 exons. The coding region runs from base 85 to 1299 and encodes 404 amino acids.